Messenger RNA from Betta splendens (Siamese fighting fish), 2802 nucleotides. RefSeq names its product small integral membrane protein 14 (gene smim14). The record is from RefSeq and is a predicted model, not a curated record. NCBI's taxonomy places the organism in Eukaryota, Metazoa, Chordata, Actinopteri, Anabantiformes, Osphronemidae. The transcript has 5 exons. Bases 178 to 495 code for a protein of 105 amino acids. Gene Ontology annotation, cellular component: endoplasmic reticulum.
UAAAGAAUAGCUGGUUGGUCGAUUCACGUGUAUUAUACAAACACAGACGGUAGGUUAACAUGUCUGCAGUUUAGCCUGUGGGGAACAAACUGUGCAGCUGUGGCUGUCGGGCCCUUUAAAGACACUAAACGCGUUUCCAACAGCCAUACGUCUUAAGUGUAAACUGCGUUCCAAGCAAUGGCGGAGGGAGGCUUUGAUCCUUGCGAGUGCGUCUGCACCCAAGAGUACGCUAUGAGACGUCUCAUCAACCUGCUCAGGCAAUCUCAGUCCUACUGCACAGACUCAGAGUGCCCUCAGGAAUUGCCAGGUCCCGGUGGGCAAAUUAGCGGAGGGAAUGACCUGACCCUACCAAUGGUUCUGAUGGGAUGGGUCGUGUUGGCUCUAGUCCUGUUUCUGCUGCGCCCAUCCAGUCUCAGGGGCCCCCGCCUCACAGGCAAACACAUCGGACCCCACAAUAGCAAUGGACGAGAGCCGCCCGCUCCUCCUGUUGAUUAACAGCGGAGCCACACUACCAGUACUCCUCCAGCUGCUUUGACUGGGGCUGCACAGUUGGCAAGUAACUGUGACCAGGACCGUGUCGUCCUUCAUACAAAUAUCUUUUGACUUUUCCUUUUCUGAAACUAUAGUGUUCUUCAGUAGAUUGGUCUAUGAUUACUGUUACUGAAGCUCAACUUAUAUCGCAAAGAUUAAGCCAAAACCGUUUUAAAAACCGACAUUUGAGAGCAGAGAGCAACAUCAUGUAAAGGCAAUACAUGCCCAUAGAAUUCUUUCUGCUUUGUUUUUGUCAUUUUUGCCUAAAAUACACUUAAAAGCAGGUGAUUUAACAUUUACACAGAAACCCAAAUGGUAGCCAUGCAUAAAAUAUUGAAGACGGCAUUGAAGUUGUCAAACUAACUACAGAAAUAUAUUUGUAUAAUUUUCCAAAUGUGUAUCUCUGAUGAAUGGAUUUUAGUAGUAUGCUGAUAAUGACCACAUGUUGAUACAGUACUUUGGCUUAAUGUGAUACUAAUCAGGGCGUAGUAUCAUUCUGGGUCAGGCUCUGAUGCCAGUUCUGGUGCUGAUUCAUCUUCGGGAACUUAGACAUGUAAUCAAAAUGAAGGAAUGGUACAGGGGUGGGAUGAGAAAAGAACAGUAGCACAUAAUCUUUGUUGGGGAAGUCAAACUUUGCAGUGGGGAGGUUCUUCAGUUGUUUACAAGUUUACUAUUCUACUAUAAACUGUGCCAAUAAAACAAUAUGUAUCACAUACUAUUUUAACAGAUUAUUUUAAAUUCAGUGCUGCUUAAGGUGGUACAUUCAUUCCAAUGCAAUUCAUUCAUCUUUUAGUUUUCACUGAAAUCAAUUAUCUUUUCAUCUCAGCCAAUAACUGGUCAGAUCUCUUCUGUGUUUGCAAGAAGAUAAAUACCUAUUCCUAAAAUGGUAAUAACAGAUAGACAGAUGUAUAUUACAUACACACAUACAUACAUAUGAAUAUCUAUAAUAUUAUGGCAAACUUCUUAAAAUUAGGUAGAUUUUUUUAAGGCCACUGGACAGUAAUAAAUUGUCAGAUGAUGUGAGGUACUUAUCCAGAAGGGGGUUGGAUAUUGUACAAAGGUGAUACUACAUGCACAGUGUAUAAAACAAUAAAUUUUCCCUUUAGUUUAGAGGUUUCAUUUGACAGAUAUUAAGAAGAGUGUUUGGAAUCAGCUGAACGCUUGCAUUUCAAUCAGGCAAUGUCAUAAGUUGGAAACGGAACACACAAGGAUUAAAUGGUGUUGUCAAUAUAAAACUAUGUACUUGGCACAAAUCAUAUUAUGAUUUCAUGUACUGUAGAUGUUUGUGCUUAAAAUAAGAACAUGAUAAUUAAAUACAGACUUAAUAGUAGCUGAGACUCUUAUUUUACUCGCACUUUCUAUGUGGUAUGUUGAUGUUUUUUUAAAGGUGUGUUAUUUUAAUGAUUGGUCUAAAAACAAUGGCCUUGUGUAAAAGUUGGCCAGUUGUUUUCCUAUUGACAAUAUUAACAGUCAAAUUAAUGGGAACAAUUCAAAGUUAUUAUAAUAAGUGUAUGUAUGAAAGUGUAUGUAAUUAAUGAAAAGUAGCUUUUUCAGGCAGCGCCAAUGUGGGGUUAUUUCCUUAUAUCAGUGCUAAUUUAGCAGACAACCUUUAGUGACAGAACAGUAAUUUGAUUCAACAGUCAGUUCUGUUUUGAACUUGGUGAUAAGCCUGAUGCAUUUUUUUGAAAGAGAAAUUUUAAGACGUUGUUUUUGCCCUACAGGUCAUUUUUCUUACCUAAUCUGCAAGUCUUCAACCUUAAAUUUACUGGUGGAACUCAAGCUUUCUUUGAUAUUUUGCAAGUUAUCUGUUGUCCUUUUGACUGCAUUCUUUACAUGAAGGGUUUGCUAUAUUUGUUAACAUCAUUAUUACAGUAUGCCCCUGUCAUGAAAACAUUGUUGUGUGUUUGGGCCUUAACUUUUUUGGAUGUAGUUUGUCAUGAAUUACAUUGAUUUUUUUUUUAAUUAAUAGGUCUUUCUUAAAUGUUUGGUCAAAUAAUUGACAAAACCUGGAUUCAAGACCAUCACAUUACUUGGCGGCACUGUAUUUCCUUGUCAGUACAUUUUUUGUCCCCCAUUUGCUGGACUUUAUUGGAGGUCAUCGAAAGGAUAUUCCAGAUGGAAUAUUUUUGGCAAACCAAGGAAAUCCUACUAGAUGGUUGAGAUGAACAGGAGGAGACCUUAAUUUUUCAUUAUUGGUGUCUGUGAGUUAAUAAAGGGCUUCAACUAUGCACUUUUCCUAUAACAAAACAAAUAAAAAAAUAGGUCACAUUA